Molecule: messenger RNA, 464 nt
Organism: Aplysia californica (California sea hare)
Lineage: Eukaryota; Metazoa; Mollusca; Gastropoda; Aplysiida; Aplysiidae
Exons: 2
Coding region: 35-361 (108 amino acids)
Source: RefSeq, a predicted model, not a curated record
AGGCAGUAACAGACGAGAAAGUAUUUCCCAUAAUAUGAUGAAAAGACGGCAGUCGUGGAAUCUGCUUAAAGUAAAACCAGGUCAGGAGAAAGAGCUUCCUUUCCUUAUGCAAUACCGCAAAUACAAAGACACGAAACAGGCCUUGGAGGACCACGGCUUCUACGAUGAGCACGGCUCGCAUGGGAAGACAGCGGAGGAAGAGUUUGGAUUAUCUCAGCUGGAAGAGGAGCUAAACACAGCUGAGAUGUUGGCAAAGACAGAUACAGAGGACGAGACGAAGGAAACAAGUGAUGAGGAGAAAGCGGAAGGAGGAAAGGGAAAGGUGAGCGGUAAAGGAAGAUUCUGUGCCGUGGUAAUAUAACACUCUCCAAACUUAAAAAAAAUUGUAAUGUUAUCAUGACUCCAUACCUUUUUAAACGAUGUACAAAGUUCAAAGAAUGUUUUCAAGUUUGAUUACCCCUCAU